Messenger RNA from Oncorhynchus tshawytscha (Chinook salmon), 6435 nucleotides. RefSeq names its product cytosolic purine 5'-nucleotidase-like. Gene Ontology annotation, molecular function: 5'-nucleotidase activity. The record is from RefSeq and is a predicted model, not a curated record. The coding region runs from base 1025 to 2584 and encodes 519 amino acids. NCBI's taxonomy places the organism in Eukaryota, Metazoa, Chordata, Actinopteri, Salmoniformes, Salmonidae. The transcript has 17 exons.
UGAGUUCCUGCUCACAAAGAUAUUUGAAUAUGUUCAUAUUUUUACAGUCAGAGUAGAAAGACUGAAGGGCUUUUGUGAGUUUGUUGGCCAGGAGUACCAUAACAUUUUAGGACACUGCUAUGUUCGCUGGAUGUCCCUGCUCCCUGCUCUAGAAAGAGUGCUGAAAAUGUAUGUGCCAUUGAAAUCCUUUUUUCUUUAUUUCUGAAGACAAAUGCCCUGUUGUCCUGCGAACAAUGUUCGAAGAUCCACUGACUGAACUUUGGCUGGACUUUGUCCAUGGAAACUUGACCGUAUUCAGUGACACGAUCAAGAUGCUUGGAGGCCAGGACCACUGUGCUGUGGAGUCAGCUGCAAUUCUGAGAAACGUUGAGGCAAAAUUGACUAAGUUGUUGGACUUCUGAGAGAGCUAGAGGAAAAUGGAGCCAUGUUUAAAGAUCUUUCUCAAAACAUCCCAAUCAUUCUUCACUAUGGCUGUGAACUACUUGCAGGCAUUGGGGAAAGCACACAGAUAAUCUAAAAUAUUUACAUUGUCUCCUUUUAAAAAGGCAACCUCAGCGUGAAGAGAUCCAGAAGGCAGCAGGCACACUGCAGGAAAAAAUGCCCCAAUGUGACCAUCAAUGAAGAUACAUUGUGUGACGAGGUUACUGGCCUGCAAGAGUUCCUAAAGGGGGGAUCGCUUGAAGAAUGGAACACCGCUCAGUCAGAGAUGGAGCACGGUGGUUACCCACUUCAAAGAGAACGACAUCCCACACACUAACCUAGCUAGAUUAGCAUCUGUUGUCAUGUGCUUACCUGGAGGUAAUGCACCAGUCGAGAGAGUUCUCCCAAAUGAAUGAUCUAUGGACAGCAGCAAGAAAUAGAUUCACUGUUCCUACCAUCAAGGCCACGUUUAUUGUGAAGACCAACUUUAACCUCCCCUGCCAGGAGUUCAUGGAGAAGCUGGCCAAACACACAGCAAUCCUGAAUAAGAUACAUUCUUCUGAGAAAUAUACAGAUUAGAGUUUUUGUAAACAGAAGUUUGGCCAUGGAGAAGAUUAAAUGUUUUGGCUUCGAUAUGGAUUACACUCUAGCCGUGUACAAAUCUCCAGAGUAUGAGUCCCUGGGCUUUGAGCUGACCGUGGAGCGCCUGGUCCACAUCGGUUACCCCCAGGAGCUGCUCAGCUUCGUCUACGACCCUGCCUUCCCCACCAGAGGCCUGGUGUUUGACACCAUGUAUGGGAACCUGUUAAAGGUGGACGCCUACGGCAACAUCCUGGUCUGUGUCCACGGCUUCAAUUUCCUACGAGGACCUGAAAUACGGGAGCUAUACCCGAACAAGUUCAUCCAGCGUGACGAUACUGAACGUUUCUAUAUCCUCAACACUCUCUUCAACUUGCCAGAGACCUACCUCUUUGCCUGCCUCGUGGACUUCUUCUCAAACUGUGACAGAUAUGCAAGCUGUGAGACUGGCUUUAAAGAUGGCGACCUCUUCAUGUCCUUCAAGAGCAUGUUCCAGGACAUCCGUGACGCCGUCGACUGGGUCCACUUCAAGGGCACCCUGAAGGAAAAGACAGUAGAGAACCUUGAAAAGUACGUAGUGAGAGACGCUAAGCUGCCUCUCCUGCUGAGUAGAAUGAAUGAAGUAGCCAAGGUGUUCCUGGCCACCAACAGUGACUACAAAUACACACACAAGAUCAUGACAUACCUGUUUGACUUCCCCCACGGCCCAAAGCACGGGACAUCCCACCGGCCGUGGCAGUCCUACUUUGACCUGAUUCUGGUGGACGCCAGGAAGCCUCUGUUCUUUGGAGAGGGAACGGUGCUCAGACAAGUCGACACAACGACAGGGCGGCUGAAGAUCGGGACCUACACCGGACCCCUGCACCAUGGCAUCGUCUACUCUGGAGGUUCUUCUGACAUCGUGUGUGACCUGCUGGGGGCCAAGGGGAAGGACAUCGUCUACAUCGGAGACCACAUCUUCGGGGACAUCCUCAAGUCCAAGAAACGCCAGGGCUGGAGGACCUUCCUCGUCAUCCCCGAGCUGGCCCAGGAGUUGCAUGUCUGGACUGACAAGAGCUCGUUAUUUGAGGAAUUGCAGGGCCUGGACAUUUUCUUGGCAGAGCUCUACAAGCAUCUGGACAGCAGUAGUAAUGAGAGACCUGACAUCAGUGCUCUCCAGAGAAGGGUCAAGAAAGUGACCCAUGAUAUGGACAUGUGCUACGGCAUGAUGGGUAGUCUGUUCAGGUCUGGCUCCAGACAGACUCUGUUUGCCUCUCAGGUGAUGCGCUAUGCUGACCUGUACGCUGCCUCCUUCAUCAACCUCCUGUACUAUCCCUUCAGCUACCUCUUCAGAGCUGCUCACGUACUGAUGCCCCACGAGUCAACGGUGGAGCACGCGCACAUCGACACGGACACAGAGUCCCCCCUGGCCACGCGCAACCGCCACUGCACUGAGAGCAAGGACCUGGAGUGCUGUAGCAACAAGAACCGCAGCCAGCUGACCCGGUCCAUCAGUGAGAUCAAACCCCCCAACAUGUUCCCCCAGACCCCCCAGGAGAUCACCCACUGCCACGAUGAAGAUGACGAUGAGGAGGAGGAAGAGUAGAUGGGAGGAGGUGUGAUGGCGUGACCCUAACUAGGCUUGAUUCCUUCCUAGGAGGAGGAAGAGAGAGAGGAGUGAAAACCAUCUUGAUUCCUUUCUGAGGUUUCCCUGAGGAUGUUUUAGAGUAUAAAUACUUCUAGGAAGAUAUAAACUAUAAUGUACUCUAUAGUCCACAGUAAGAGUCAAUGUAGGAUACAUUGGAAUGAGGGGGGAGGGGAUAUGGACAUUGUGGUGUAUCUAUAGGAGAUUUAUAUAGAGAGAAAUGAAGUUACUUUUUAUACUAGAGAUGUAUCAGGAUAUUAAGCUUUUAUGAAUCCGAUCAGACAACGGUAUGUUACUACAGCACGUUGCCCCGUGCCCACCCCAUUUCAAGUUUUAUGUUUUCAAUGGUUGUUUUUUUUCUAUGGAUUUUUAUGAUGAAAUGGGAAAAGGUUGACUUGAAGUUGGCCAAUUUUUUAAAUUUUUAAAAAAAGUUGAUGAAGCUAAAACAGUUUUUACGGCAUAGGAUGUUGUAGCAGACAAAUAUACAUGAAUACACACAAGAAGCAAAUAUUACGAACACUACUUUUCUCUGUACUGACCUUACACAGUGUCUGGUCAUAGAGAAUAAUUCCCUGUGUGUGUUUACAUAGUCUACCAUAAUGCAGGCACCAUACCGUAGUUUCAAUGUGAAGCACUAAGACGGAAUAGCCUUUGCCAAACAGUAUGUACAGGACUGUAUAUGAACUCUAUGUACUGUUUUGCUGUUCUCCUUUUGAAAUGAAAGUGUUCUAGCCUUUUUGCUGUACUGAUGUUGCCGCGUAUCGAGCAGCACAGCAAUCCAAAAACAUGGUCCAAAAAAUGUAUUUCUCGCUGGUUGUUAUUUUGGUCAUUUUUUUUGCAGUAUAAUUCCUCCCGUCAUGACCCUGCAUAACACAGCUUGUGUGUGUGUGUGUGUGUGUGUGUGUGUGUGUGUCCGGCCUUGGCCAAUCAAAAGUCGAGUUUGUGUCGUCCUGAGCGACUGUAACCAAGGCAUUCAUAAUUGUACUAAAGAACAGUGUGGUGUAUGUUUUGGGUUACACAAAGCACAAGUCUGGUUGUGGGUAACUGAUUGUCAAUAUUAGCUCGAUAUGCCAUGAAACGUGCUGUCUAUUUAAAGUAUGGUGCACAUCAUGUAAUCUGUGAUUCUGUUCAUUUCAACUGACGUUUCGAGAUGCGUGAAAUGUUGUUUCUAGGCAACCGUGCGUACAGGGUAUCGAUUAUGCUGCCUCUGUACAGAUGGGGUCUAUGGCAACUGUGGACGGUCACAUAGGCCUAAUGCUAUUGAGAGGCUGUGACCCAGUAUUACUGUUCUCAUACAUGAUACUGUAAAAAGCAUUCAUCAUGCAAAAUACAAUUACAUUUUCUUUGUUCUCCUGUAGGAUGAUAUGAGAUAUCGAAACCUUCAACAUUGUUACACUAUGUGCAACUAACAUGCAGUAGUAGUUUUACCUUGUUUUUUUUUUUACUAAGCUUGGACUUGUUCGUUAAGGUGUUCUCUUGAAUAUUACAUUGUAACAGUUUUUAUUUUUCAUUGCAUAGAACUGACAUAUUCACCCCUACCUAACCAUACCCUCAUAUUCCACGUGUGAUAAUAUGGUCUGGUGGUUCCUAGUAAUUCUUUGCAGUUAACAUAGAGAGUACAGUAUGUUAUAGGAACAGACCUGGGUUCAAAUACUAUUUGAAAUGUUUCACAACUUUAGCCUGCUUGGAGCACCAGGUGGGCAGAGUUUAACAUUUGUGAACAUUUUUCUGGUUCCAUUGCUCCAGGCAAGCUCAGUCAAGCCCCAAUAAAGUAUAUGAAAUGAUUUUGAAUUGUAUUUGAACCCAGGUCUUCUCUACAGUAGGCCUUGAUAUUGAAAAAGGAAAUCCAGGUUAGCCUGGGGUGCUGUGACGUGUGGCACUGUGUAGGCCUUGAGAACGCACGGGCACCAGACAAGGAACCAACGCCUCGGCGAGAGGGCGUUUGGGUCUGACCACCCCCAGAGAGGUGAGGGUGGGCCUGGGAAAAGGACAAGGGGUGCCCUCCUGACUGGUGGGAAUAGGUUGUAGACUCACCCUAGCAGGCCUAUGAAGUGUGGAAGAUGAAUAAAGGACUAGCUACAGUAUUCAGGAGUUUUAUUGGUCAUUUAGGGGUAAGAAACACUGCAUGAUGCAAAGAAGCACCUGAUUUUUAUUUAAAGAGGCAAGUCAGUUAAGAACAAAUUCUUAUUUUCAAUGACUGCCUAGGAAGAGUGGGUUAACUGCCUUGUUCAGGGGCAGAACGACAGAUUUGUACCUUGUCAGCUCGGGGAUUCAAACUUACUAGGUUACUAGCCCAACGCUCUAGCCACUAGGCUACCCUGCGCACCAAUAUUUCCCACAAGGGUUGCAUUUGCUGUCUCCAAACAUGUUCAAACCUUUUCAUUUCAAAAUGGAAAUUGCAAUCGUUGAUUAGGCCCACAAUUCCACUGAAACGUUGAGAUACUUUAAAAAAAAUGUGACUGGAAAAUGUUACCGACUUGGUUAAUGUUGAACUUUCCUGUUUAGCAACGGAAAUGCUAAACAUUUUCAGUUGUGUCCUAAUGAACAUGACCCAGAUAGUAUGGAGUACGGUUCUUUAAAAAAAAAUUUUUUUUAUAGGUUAUCUGCAAUAUAUGUGUAUGCUAUGUAAAACAUGCGUAUCACUUUAUUUCUAAGGCAUGUAGUUGUGUAGCUAGAGGUUUCGAUUGGGCUGAUGAAGGGAAGACCAAUAGCGGGUCUGUUUGUAACUCGGUGUUUGCCGAGGCAAGUAGUAAAAAGGGGAAUGUAGGUUCAACUGGGGAUCUUUAAAACAGAUUCUACUCUUACUAAAAUUGUUACAGAGGAACUAUAUAGUGGUUCAAUAUUUUAUUACUCUCUGAAAAAAAAAAUAUUUUUAAGUAUUGAUUUAACUGGAAAUACCACAGAAACACCUGAGGCAGCUGUGUUCUUCACCUGGUUGGUUAGUCUUUUUUUUUUGGUCUCAUUUACUGACGAAUUCAUAAUAAAGCUUGGUCGUUGGGAGGAAAAUUUGAAGUCCUUUUCUGUCAUGUAUUUCUAUGCAAAGACGCAGGCCAGUGCAUUAUACGUGUAAAGUAACUUACUAAAAGGCUGGCCAGUGUAAGCAAAUAUCUUACGUCAAAGUUUGCUAACUGUAUGGCUAGAACUAGGUUAGGGCUACAACUGAUAUGUGGAAGAAAUGAAAACGUCCGUCUGUGAGAAAAAGCUCUGGACACACAAGUUCUACAAGGUCAUCUGUGUGGUAACAAUUGUACACUUAAUAAUAAUAAUAAUAAUAAUAUUAGCCUUGCAGACCGAUAUGCUGAAAAAUAGGCGAUGUUGAAGAGCAUGUAUUUACCGUGCAUCAGACAUGGCACCUUACUCAACAACACCUUGGUUUUGCUGUUUAUUUGUUUUUUCUAACCAGUGUUUUCAGAUUCUUAGUUUACAACGUUGUAUAUAAUAUAUGCAUUUCCAUUUACAUGUUGUUGAAGAAAUGUUCCUUAAAUUCUUUAUUUUUUUUCUUGUUUUUGGCAUUUUUCUGGUUUCAGACAUGUUUUUUGUUACUAUAACGGCUUCAGUGAGUAUGUCUGAGCGAGCUAAACAUGGCGAACAGGUUAAUGCCACCAUCCAUUUAUACAAUUUGUCCAUUUAUACAAAAUUUCAACAAUUGCAGACGGAGCGUGACAACUAUCACGCAUUCACUUAUUUUUUUGUUUCGUGCAUUUUCUUGGAUGUUCCUCAGAGCGUUUUGUUUCCAGACUUAUUAUAUAAUGUGUGCAUUGGGGAAAUGACAUUUAUAUGUACAAUAAAAGCUAAUCUUCCAUAAUAAGUCA